GCGACGUCCCACAAUGACGUUUUGCACACAGCAAUGAGGCCAUGCGACGAAAAGUUUCGUAAGGUUACUGUAUUUUUUUGUAAUAUGGUUCCUUAUUCUAGACAACCCGAAAUGACAAGGACAAUUUAAUGUGAAAUUGACUUUUGGUAAAGAAAAUGCUCACAAUACUCCCUAAAACUGUCCAGCAUGUGUUUAUUCAGCCAAGAGCGUCAUGCCAAAGAUGUUAUCAAAUUUGCCGGUAUGCAACAUGGCCUUGGUCCGACACAUCGAGUAAACCAACGACCUGGAACAAGGCUGUUUCGGACGCGGAGAAGAUCGUGGGAUAUCCGACAUCAUUUAUGAGCCUGCGCUGUUUACUUAGUGAUGAGAUUUCUAAUGUGGCAUUGCUGAUGAGAAAAUUAGUAGGGACAAGACAUCCUCUACUGAAAACUGCAAGGGGCCUUGUCGUUGAUGGAAAAUACAACAUACAGACCAGAGGACUCCUUGUACUUCUUAUAUCGAAAUCAGCUGGUGCUGCUCAGAAUGUGUCCCACAAUUUAUCAGAUCCAGAUAUAGUUGAUGGCAUUCACAAAAGUCAGCGGACAUUGGCAGAGAUUACAGAGAUGGUCUACACUGCAAACCUUAUCCAUAAAGGUGUGAUCAACCUCUCGGCUCUCACGCCAGAAGAUGGCCCUGCACAGGACAUGGAGUUUGGCAACAAAAUGGCGGUUCUUAGUGGAGACUUCCUGUUGGCUAGUGCUUGUACAGGCUUAGCAGAACUCAACAACACUAAGGUUGUUGAAAACAUAUCUCUGGCCAUUGGUAAUCUAAUGGAAUCAGAAUUCACAGACCUGCGAGAUAAGGAUGGAAAACCAGUACUACCAUCAAGUGUUAAGUUUGACGAUUGGUUGCAACAAACAUUCCUGGCAUCAGGAAGCUUACUGGCCAGGGGUUGUCAGUCUGCCAUGGAACUUUGUGGUUAUGACAACCAUGUCCUGCAAGCUGCCUUUACAUUUGGUGAAAAUAUGGCAUAUGCACAUCAGAUGCAGGAAGACCUGAAACCUUUCCUGAAGCCAGAGGAACACCUACAGGAAUUAACCUUGACCUCGGCUCCAGUCAUCAAGUAUCUAGAAAACAACAAGACAGCACAGCAAACACUGAUAGAAAACAUGAACUUCGAAAAGAUUGUAACAUUAGUGAAGGAAAGCCCAGCAGUAGCAGAAUGUGAACAGCUGUGUAUAGAGUAUGGACAGAAAGCUAAGGCAGCAUUGAAUGUGUUUCCAACAUCAGACGCUCAGAAUGCAUUAGUGAACAUUGUAAAUGCUACAGCAGUUUCAUAACGAAUGUAACUUUUUAUGUGUAUGCAUGUGUUAGUAUGUAUGUGUAUGGAGGGAUAUAUUUCAGAAUUUAUUAUUUGCUUUUCAUUGGAUUUUUUUGUCUAACCGGGCUAUGACACAUUAUCUGUUCUUAUUUUCCUUUGAAGGACAACUCCUUCGGAACAGUUGAAUAAAAGUUUAAUAUUAUUUUGUU
Mizuhopecten yessoensis (Yesso scallop) is the source of this 1509-nucleotide messenger RNA. RefSeq names its product decaprenyl-diphosphate synthase subunit 2-like. Bases 156 to 1319 code for a protein of 387 amino acids. Gene Ontology annotation, cellular component: transferase complex; mitochondrion. The transcript is spliced from 6 exons. Gene Ontology annotation, molecular function: prenyltransferase activity. The record is from RefSeq and is a predicted model, not a curated record. Lineage: Eukaryota; Metazoa; Mollusca; Bivalvia; Pectinida; Pectinidae. Gene Ontology annotation, biological process: isoprenoid biosynthetic process; ubiquinone biosynthetic process.